AUGCAGAGCCAUGUAGGGAGAGCUUCACAUCCAGAGUCUCCGGCUCGAUUGUCUGGAAUUUGGAGUUCGUGUAUUGAAGACAAUAAUUUUGACAAGUUGUGUACAGUUAUGGAAGGACGAAAAGCUACCAGAGAGGAGUUGGAAUGGACACAUGCAUCACAUCAUGUUGAUGCAAUUAUGGCCUCAAGGUUGGACAUGUUUAAUCAUACAACUGACGUAUUUGUGACUGAAGAGUCUGGAAACGCUGCCAGAUUGGCAUGUGGAGGCUUAAUUGAUCUCACUGAACAAGUGUUAAAAGGGGAGCUAGACAACGGCUUUGCUGUAAUUAGGCCACCAGGGCAUCAUUGCUAUUACGACAAAGCUUCUGGUUUUUGCAUCCUAAAUAAUGUGGCAGUAACAGCUAAUGCUGUUCUUAGAAGAGGUCUUGCAACAAGAAUUGUGAUCGUAGAUUGGGAUGUUCAUCAUGGAAAUGGUACUCAAGCAAUAUUUGAAGAACAGUUUCGGAGCAAGUUUGACAUACAGGAAAAGAGUAAUGAAAUUCCAGAUAUACUUUUCUUUUCUUUGCAUCAGACACGAAACAAUUUUUAUCCAAACACUGGCAAUUUGGAGCAAUUGAGCUAUGCUGGUGCGAAACGAUUUAUUGUCAACAUUCCUUUCGACGAAGUGUACGGCGAUCAGGAAAUGUUGAAUGCAUUCGAGCAGAUUGUAAUGCCAAUAGCAAAAAACUACAAUCCUGAUUUGGUGAUUGUGUCAGCAGGGUUUGAUGCAGUGAAAGGCGACAAACUCGGAGGUCAAUUAUGCUCUCCCCAACUAUUUGGUCAUCUUACAGCUUUGUUAAUGGAACUUGCCAAAGGAAAAGUUGUUUGUGCCUUAGAAGGGGGUUACAAAAUUGAGGAAACAGCAUCAUGUGUGAAAGAAUGUAUUUCAGUGCUAGUUGGACAGGAACCAAGUUCUUUGGUCUAUUUAGUAGAGCCUCCUUACUUGAAGGAAGAACAAAUUCAAAAACAUACGGACAUGUUGCAACGAGUGAAAUCAUUUUAUGCAGAACUAUUCAAAAGAACGGUCGAGUAG
Naegleria lovaniensis is the source of this 1071-nucleotide messenger RNA. RefSeq lists its product as uncharacterized. Gene Ontology annotation, molecular function: histone deacetylase activity. NCBI's taxonomy places the organism in Eukaryota, Heterolobosea, Eutetramitea, Acrasida, Naegleriidae. Gene Ontology annotation, biological process: chromatin organization. The record is from RefSeq and is a predicted model, not a curated record. Bases 1 to 1071 code for a protein of 356 amino acids. Gene Ontology annotation, cellular component: histone deacetylase complex. The transcript has a single exon.